This is a messenger RNA of Schizophyllum commune H4-8, 1519 nucleotides long. RefSeq lists its product as uncharacterized. The coding region runs from base 78 to 1034 and encodes 318 amino acids. NCBI's taxonomy places the organism in Eukaryota, Fungi, Basidiomycota, Agaricomycetes, Agaricales, Schizophyllaceae. The transcript is spliced from 2 exons. Gene Ontology annotation, cellular component: cytoplasm. Gene Ontology annotation, biological process: nuclear-transcribed mRNA catabolic process, nonsense-mediated decay. Gene Ontology annotation, molecular function: RNA helicase activity. The record is from RefSeq and is a predicted model, not a curated record.
GUGCGUGCUGACGACUGUUCAGGACUGAGGCGUCGAACGUCGAGAAGAUCGUCACCAAGUUCUUCAAGUCGGGCGUCAUGCCGAACCAGAUCGGUGUCGUCACUCCAUACGAAGGCCAGCGCUCGUACAUUGUCAACUACAUGCAGUUCAAUGGCUCGCUGAAGAAGGAUCUGUAUAAGGAGAUUGAGGUUGCCAGCGUCGACGCCUUCCAGGGUCGCGAGAAGGACUACAUUAUCCUGAGCUGCGUGCGCAGCAACGAGCACCAGGGCAUCGGUUUCUUGAACGAUCCGCGCCGUCUCAACGUGGCGCUCACCCGUGCGAAGUACGGUGUGGUCAUCUUGGGCAACCCGAAGGUUUUGAGCAAGCACCCCUUGUGGCACUACCUUCUAACGCACUACAAGGAGAAGGACUGUCUCGUCGAAGGCCCGUUGAGCAACUUGCAGCCCAGCAUGAUACAGUUCAGCAAGCCGAGGCGCACGCUGGCGAGCUCGAUGGACCAAUUCCGUCGUCAUGAGACCACGGCGAGGGACUACCUCAGUGGCGCUCCUGCUACCGCCGUCGGUGCAACUCCCAAUCGCUCGGGCACGCCCAGUCGCUUCGAUACGAGCUUCUACAGAAGCCACGACGCCCUUGGGUACAUCCCUUCCGAUAUCCAGUCCUUGCGCUCGCAGGCAACGUACUCUUCUGGUCUCCCCUCCUUCACCGCUGCCGGUCCCUUCGGUGCCGUUCGCGGUGCCAACGGCGCGAAGCGCAGCAACUACAGCUACGCCUCCUCCAUAAUCUCUCAGGACGCUGGCCCCAGCACUACGGACGGCAGCAGCGUCGUCGGCAGCAGCAUCGGCAACCCGAGCAUGGCGUACUCGCAGAGCGACCGCCUCCGCCGGCGCGGCUCCUUUGGCUCGUCGUCCGUUACGGGCACGUCCGACCUCGGCAGCCUCUCGCAGUACGACUACAAGAGCCAGGACGACGGGGCAGACCUGGACGACGUGAAGUCGCAGUACACGGGCACGCAGUCUGGCGUUACAGUGUUCUAGCGCCGCGCGCGCACCGACCUCCGAAUCCGUCAAUUGUAGGGCGUUGCUCUGACUUUGCUGCGCUUCGCCUGUCUCUCUGGACACGCGAGCGGUGCAUCAGCAGAUGCUGCUUGACGGACGGAGGGUGACUCUCCGCUCCAUGCCAAUGCUAUCAUCGAGGUCACGGCCUCAGCCAGCUCCAUAGCUAGCUGGCAAGCCGCCUCGAGGGACGGAUGCUCAUUGCAUCCUCCCGACUCACGACGACACACUCUACCUCAUACGUGGUCGCGCACGCAGGUCAAGGACGAUGGGCCUGCUUGACCUGAUGGUCGACGACAAGCUGACAGGGCACGAACUUGCUCCAUGUCCUUAGGCCAUAUCUGGCCUUUCAAGCUCUUCGGGCGACUCGGACGCGCAGGCACCGAUCAUGUACAACUCAUCUCAUAGCUUCCGUGUCGAUAUAGCUCACUUUCCAAUGCAACUGUCUUUCGUGUCGCGUCGGCCUG